AAAACCACUGCAUCCUGCAAGAUUUGUUGUGGUAGACCAUUAGUUGCUGGGAUAGGGUUUGCAUCUUCAGGCAUGAUGAGCACAGUAGGCCUGGACCUCACAAGUCCUAUGGAUCCUGAUCUGACUUGGAAGAUACUUUCAAAAAGGAAAAGGAGUGUGAUGAGACGUACCAGGAGACCGGUUGCUAAAAUCUUGAUGCCGGGAAUGGUGCUAGCUGAUAAAAAUGCCAGGACAGUGGAGCAUUUUACGGUUUCAGAGUCAGAGAAGGUUGGGGUGGAUGUUCUAGGAAGGCGCUUUUGUGAAAGAGUAAAGAAUGUUCCAAUCAAGAAAAGGAGAUUUGCGUUCCGAUAUCCGUCACCACCACCUCCAUUGACUCCUUAUUUGCACCUUGAAGCCUCUGAACAGCAUGUAGAUUUUAAACCUGCUUCAAAUCAGAAUUUUGGUUCAAACACCACACAACUCAUUAAACCGGAUUGUUCUGCCAAGUCAUAUAUUGCUAGUGUUGGUGAUAAGAAGAUUUCAGAGGUAAUAAAUGGUGUCGAAGAUUUCUCAGGGAUUGAAAUACUUGCAGCUGCUGCUUGCAGUGAUAGCAUCUGCAAUGAUGUUACUGAAUAUGAGGGAAAUCCAUUAGUAGAAGAACUAACAGUGGAGAGGAUGCAGUCUUCAGCUUCUUCAACUCAUUUGGAAGAAACUACCGCAUCAUUGGAAGCGGCAUGUAGCUUUCCAAAAGAUUCGGUAAAUGAAAGUAGGUCUCAGGGUUCAUCUUUCCAAGGCAAUUCCUUUGCUGUUUUGCAUGAAUUUCCUAGUGACAAGGAUACAGAACCAGAAAGGCUUGUUCCUUUGCAGAUAUUAGUUCACACUGGGAUUUAAAUGUUCCAGUGGAUGCUUGGCUUUGUGAUGGAGGGACUGUUGAUACUCGAAAGGAUUCUUUUGCUAAUAUUUCUGGGAGAAGUGAAGAGUUGCAGAUUACAAAACCUCAAGAUAUAAAAAAUGACACUUUGAAUGAAGAGAUUUCAUCUGAUGUCGAUGGG
Messenger RNA from Hibiscus syriacus, 1031 nucleotides. RefSeq lists its product as uncharacterized. Bases 73 to 870 code for a protein of 265 amino acids. NCBI's taxonomy places the organism in Eukaryota, Viridiplantae, Streptophyta, Magnoliopsida, Malvales, Malvaceae. The transcript has 2 exons. The record is from RefSeq and is a predicted model, not a curated record.